AUAUAUAUAUAUAUACAUGCAUGUGUGUGUGUGUAUAUAUAUAUAUAUACACACACACACAAAUACAUAUGCAAGGAUGAAUGGCACUUUCAUACAAAUGUAUAUAUGUGUGUAUAUAUAAACAUAUACACACAUGCAUAUAUAUAUAUAUGUAUAUAUAUAUGCAUAUAUAUAUAUAUGCAUGUGUUUAUAUAUUUAUAUAUAUGCACAUAUACAUAGAACGAAUGGCACAUUUACAUACACAUGGUGUGUGUGUGUAUAUAUAUAUAUAUAUACAAGCAUAUAUAUAUAUAUUCACACACAUACAUAUGCAAAGGAUAAGUGGCACACUUACAUGUGUAAAUAAUGAAUGACACACAUACACGUGUGUGUGUAUAUGUAUAUGCAUAUAUAUAUAUAUGCACACAUAUAUGCAUGUGUAAAUAAUGAAUGGCACACUUACAUACACGUGUGUGUAUAUAUAUGCACAUGCAUAUAUAUACAUGGCACACUUUCAUACAACUAUAUAUAUGUGUGUGUGUAUAUAUAUAUAUAUAUACACACACAUAUGCAUAUAUAUAUUUAUAUACACACAUAUACAUAUGCAAAGGAUGAAUAGCACACUUACAUGGUGUGUGAGUAUAUAUAUGCACACAUAUGUAUAUGCAUAUAUAUAUACAUGCAUAUACAUAUGUAUACACACAUGUAUAAAUAUGUUCAUAUAUAUGAUAUAUAUGCAUGUACAUGUGUGUGCAUAUAUAUACAUGCACACCAUGUGUAUGUAAGCGUGCCAUGCAUAUAUGUGCAUGUGCAUAUACAUAUAUAUGCAUAUACAUAUGUGUAUAUAUAUAUGUGUGUAUAAAUAUGUUCAUAUAUAUAAAUGCAUAUAUAUGUAUAUGCACAUGCACAUAUAUGCAUAGGCAUAUAAAUAUAUAUACACACAUGCAUAUAUAUAUAUACAUACAUACACACACUUAUAUAUAUAUGCAAAGGACAAUUCGAUGUACUUAGCACUUGAGAGCGGGGCGCACUAUGUCUCCCUCCAAAGAGAAAUCUAUAAGUCCCUCCCGUUCCGCAUUGAAUGAAUGUACCCACUUCUUGCACUAGGGUCUGCCAGCGAACAGCUUGGUGACGGGUUCGGGGUCCGGCGUAUUGAUUUGCACCCCUUUUUAUUUUUGCACACCCCCCAAAAAUUAUAUAUAUAUAUAUAUCUGUAUACCCCCGAAAUGGUGACCUGGCUACCUUGCAAAAGGAGACCCUCGAGAGCAAUAUUCUAUGUAUUUAAGAGAGGAUGUGAUAUAUAUAUAUAUAUGUGUGUGUGUAUAAUGAGAAUAAUAUAUUCCCUUGCGGGCGUCUUCCUUCGCUUGACAACGUGCCUUCAAACUUGAACCUUUAGCUACUUGAAAUGCAGAACAGCUUCCCGUCCUCUUCCUUUAACCCUUUAACCGUUUGCCCCUCCCCAACCCCCCCCCCCCCAAUUAUUGAUUAUUGAUCAUCGGCCCCAAUGCACCCCCAUCUGUCCCCUCCCGUUGCAGAAACCCCAUGUCGUCUUAUUCUUCGCAAAGGUGGGAUCCCCGGGGACCGUUUUCCACUGAGGCUGUUUGGCAAUAAGAAUAAUAAUAAUAAAACAACCAAGAGAAAGCAAGGGAUGGUUGUGGUUGUGGUUGUUGUUGUUGUGUCGAUUCACAACCCUUUCCCUUGGGGGGGGGGGUUUCUUGAUGUGCUUUGCAAAGCCCCCCAACAUGUCAGGGGCAGAAAGCCAGGCAUAAGGAGGCAGUUGGAACAUCCGAAAGGGAGAAAAUAAGUAGUUGGGGAAGGUAGUUAGGAAGGAGGUAAGUGAGUAGUUGGGGAAAGUAGUUGGGAAGGAGGCAAAGCUAUUGGGAAGGAGGUAAAGUAGUACUUGGCAAAGGUAGUUGGGAAGGAGGCGAAGCUAUUGGGAAGGAAGUAAAGGGGUUGGGAAGGAGGCAAGUAGUUGGGGAAAGUAGUUUGGGAAGGAGGUAGAUGAGUAGUUGGCGAUGAUAGUUGGGAAGGAGGCAAAGCUAUUGGGAAGGAGGGAAAUGAGUAGUUGGCAAAGGUAGUUGGGAAGGAGGCAAAGCUAUUGGGAAGGAGGUAAAGGUGUUGGGAAGAAGGUAAGUGGGUAGUUGGGGAAAGUAGUUGGGAAGGAGGUAAAGGGGUUGGGAAGGAGAUAAGUGAGUAGUUGGGGAAAGUACUUGGGAGGGAGGCAAAGCUAUUGGGAAGGAGGUAAAUGAGUAGUUGGCAAAGGUAUUUGGGAAGGAGGCAAAGCUAUUGGGAAGGAAGUAAAUUAUUAGUUGGCAAAGGUAGUUGGGAAGGAGGCAAAGCUAUUGGGAAGGAGGUAAAGGGGUUGGAAAGAAGGUAAGUGAGUAGUUGGGGAAAGUAGUUGGGAAGGAGGCAACGCUACUGCGAAGGAGAUAAAUGAGUAGUUGGCAAAGGUAGUUGGGAAGGAUGCAAAGCUAUUGGGAAGGAGGUAAAUGAGUGGUUGGCAAAAGGUAGUUGGGAAGGAGACAAAGCUAUUGGGAAGGAGGUAAAGGUGUUGGGAAGAAGGUAAGUGGGUAGUUGGGGAAAGUAGUUGGGAAGGAGGUAAAGGGGUUGGGAAGGAGAUAAGUGAGUAGUUGAAGAAAGUAUUUGGGAAGGAGGCAACGCUACUGGGAAGGAGAUAAAUGAGUAGUUGGCGAAGGUAGUUGGAAAGGAGGCAAAGCUAUUGGGAAGGAGGUAAAGGGGUUGGGAAGAAGGUGAGUAGUUGAGGAAAGUACUUGGGAAGGAGGCAACGCUAUUGGGAAGGAGAUAAAUAAGUAGUUGGGGAAAGUACUUGGGAAGGAGGCUACGAGGUUGGAAAGGAGGUAAAUAAAAUGGAUAGUUGAGGAAUGUAGUUGGGAAGGAGGCAAAGCAUUGGGAAGGAGGUAAAUAAGUAGUUGUGGGAGGCAAAGCUAUUGGGAAGGAGUAAAUGAGUAACCGGGGAAAGUAGUUGGGAAGGAGGCAAAACUAUUGGGAAGGAAGUGAGUAGUCGGGGAACGUAGUUGGGAAGGAGGCAAAGCUAUUGGGAAGGGGUAAAGGAGUUUGGAAAGAAGGCAAAGCAAUCGGGAGGAGAUAGUUGGGGAAGGUAGUUGGGAAGGAGGCAAAGUUAUUGGGAAGGAGAUAAAUGAAAUGGGUAGUUGGGCACAGUAAGUUGGGAAGGAAGAAUAAUUAUUGUGAAGGAGGUAAAAAAAGUAAUUAAAAGGAGGCAAAGCAACUGGGGAGGGAAAUAAGUAGUUGGGGAAAGUAGUUGGGAAGGCGGCAAAACAAUUGGGAAGGAGGUAAAUAAGUAGUUGGGAAGGAGGCAGAUUAAUUGGAAGGAGGUGAAGUAGUUGGGAAGGAGGCGAAGUAAUUGGGGAGGUGGUGAAGUAGUGGAGAAGGAAGCAGGAUAGUCGGGGAGGAGGCAAAGUGAUAGUUAGAAAAAAGGCGAAGGAGUAUUGGAAAGGAGGCAAAGGAGACGAACUGAUGCAACAUAAGUAAUAGCUGGGAAGGAGGCAAGUAGUGGUUGGAAAGGUAUCAGAAUAAAUGGAAAUCUGUCAUAUUAUUAAGUGAAAGCAAGGCUGCAGGCAUCAAAGAAACAAGCCAACACAACACUAUCAUCGGUUAAUAUCGUGACUUUUUCCACCUCCGAGGAGCAUCUCGAGUGCUCACAUUACAUGUCAAUCAUAUAUUCGUAAUAUAUCAACAGAUUGGAAAGAACUGCUUUGAUGAUGAAGGUGCAAAAGGUGUGUUUUGCAGUAGAAGAUAUUCCACAACACUCAUAUUCUAAUGAGACUCCGCCCCUCAGUUCUAGCCCCACCCACAUUCUGGCCAAGCUCUGCCCCCUUUUUAGCCCCACCCACAUUUGGGCCAAGCUCCACCCCUUACCUCAUCAUCCACACUAUAGCCAAGCUCCACCCCUUGCUUUAGCCCCACCCACAUUCUGAUUAGGUCCCGCUCCUUCCUUCUAGCCCCACCCACAUUCUGGCAAAGCCACACCCACAUUAUAGCCAGGCUCCGCCCCUUUCUUUUAGCCCCACUCACAUUGUGUUUAGGUUCCUCCCCUUAUAGCCCCGCCCACAUUCUUUCCAGGCCCCACCCACGUUAUAGCCAGGCUCCGCCCAUUGUUUUUAGCCCUGCCUAUAUUCUGAUUAGGCCCUGCCCCUUCCUUCUAGCUCUGCCCACAUUCUGGCCAGGCCCCGCCCCUUAUGUCAAGCCCCACCCACAUUCUAGCCAGGCCCCGCCUCAUGUUUUAGCCCCACCCACAUCCUAGCCAGGCCCCGCCUCUUGUUUUUAGCCCCACCCACAUUCUAGCCAGGCCCCGCCUCUUGUUUUUAGCCCCACCCACAUUCUAGCCUGGCCCCGCCUCUUGUUUUUAGCCCCACCCACAUUCUAGACAGGCCUUGCCUCUUGUUUUUAGCCCUACCCACAUUCUAGACAGGCUCCGCCCCUUACUUCUGACCCACCCACUUUCAUACAAGACCCCGCCCCUUGCUCCUAGCUCCACCCACAUUCCACAUUCUGGCUCCGCCCCCUUGGUUCUAGAUCCUGCCCGUUCGGAGUUCGGAGAUCCGAAAGGUCCGAAGAACAGAUCAACGGUGUCUUUGCCCUUUUGAUUCUGAAUUACCCUAAAUUAAUCUUACAAUCUUUGGCUUGUUUCCCUUUUCCUUCCAUCCCGAUGCCGGUCGGGUAGCCCUGUGUCCCGGGGACGAUGGGCCAGGACUUUUCCAAUGGGACUUACGAGCCGGUGAAGAAAGAGAGCAAGAAGCCCAAGCUACCCAACUCCUGCCUGAAGCAUGCGCUCGGGGCUGUCUUGCCGGGCUUCUGCAUGACCUACCUCUGGAGCCAAGCGGACGAAUUCCGGGCCACCAAGUUUUUCCUAGGAGCCAGCAUCGGGAGCCUGUUUGCCAUAGGCCUGUCCUACCUCCUGAUCUUCCCCAUGUCCAUCACCGAGGAGAACAAGAUCGACCUGGUGAGCACCAUGGCAGGUGUGGCUGCCUUUGGGUGGGCCACCUCCCCACACUUCCGCUGCGCCUCCCUUCUGGUGGUCCCCAAGUUCAUCGGCAAGGAGGGGCGCAUCUACGUCCUCACCUACGUCUUCAUGGCCAUCUACAUCGGUCCCGUGGCCAACAUCCGGCACAACCUGAACGAAGUGGUGCGCUCCAUCAGCUGCACGGUGGAGCUCCAGGUGGAGAACGCCAAGCGCUCCUGGAAGGUCUCCACCGCCCCCCUGCGCAAGAUCCUCAAGGACAUGGUGAGGAGCGGGAAGACCCUCCGGUCGGAAACCCAGGAGGUCUCCAAGUCCUUCUCGCAGCUCAACCAGCAGGUGGCCAGCAACGCCGGGUACGAGCAGCGCCCCCUGCGGGCCGCCGGGAAGAAGGGCAGGCCCUCCACGCAGGAGGCCUACGAGGCCAAGACCGAGAAGCGAUGCUCCCACAUUGUCGACAAGUCCAUUGUCCGCUGCCAGGCCUGGUUCGAGACCAAGUACCGCGCCUGCCUCCGCACCAUCGUGGUCCCCUUGGUCAGCCACUUGCUCUGCCUCCCCAUGAAGUUCAGCUUCCUCUGCCAUUUCGCCCGAAUCAUGUACACGUGGUGCCGGGACAAGAUCCCCGUGGAAGGAAACUUUGGCCAGACCUACGACCGGGUCAACGGCUCUGUGGACAACCUGAACCAGGACUUCACGGCCACCUUGGUCUACAAGGAAGACGAGCAGUCCAUGCUGAUGGGGGCCAACCUGUCGGCCCACAAGCACCUGGCGGACGACGUCAACGAGGAGCUGGCCGAGCACAGCAAGCGCCUGGCCUCCGCCGUCUCCGUCUUCCGCGUCCUGCUCUCCGCCACCUUCAUCAUCAUCUUCGCCUCGGCCUUCUCCUACACCAACAGCUACAACCAGGACAUCCGCUUUGACAAUAUCUACGUCUCCCGAUAUUUCCGGCUGAUCGAUGCUCGCCGUCGGAAGCAGAACAAGCGCACUUUGCUCCCUUUGCGCCGCGCCGAGCAGAGCAGCGUGGUGGAUCCGCUCCAACUCUCCUUCCAGUCGGCGGAAACCAAGGCCGUGAUGGGCGAGCUGUUGGGCUGCAUGCCGGCCGUGCUCUUCCUGGCCAUCACCUGCUCCCUGGACCACCUGCUCUACACCAUCUUCAGCACCAUCCGGCACCACUCCUUCGUGGAGUACUCCUUCCGCAGCAGCCACCACUUGGAGGUCAUUGUCGGUGGGGACAGCAUGAUGGCGCGACUCCUUCGGAGCACCAUCGGGGCCCUGAACACUUCCUCCGAGACGGUGAUGGAGGCCAACAACCUGGAGUGUCUCCCCGAAACCCGAGGCAUGACCCGGAAGCAGUUUCUGACCUGCGCCGUUCCGCUGGGCGCAUUGAUGGUGCUCUGCUUUGCUCAGAUCUAUGCUUUCCGGCUCCGGCGUGUCAUCGCCGCCUUCUAUUUCCCCAAGCGGGAGAAGAAGCGCAUCCUCUUCCUCUACAACGAGAUGCUGCGGCGGCGCAUGUCCUUCAUCGACGUGCAGCGCAAGCGCAUCAUCCUGCGUGCUCGCAAGCACCAGCGGCUGGCCAAGCCCCUGUCGGAGCGCCUGGGCCGCUGGUUCCCCUCCUUGCGGCGCUUCAUCCUCCGGCGCUGCAUCCUCUGCGGCCUCCCCGAGUCGCCCCGCUCCCUCCUCUGCCCCAACGAAGACUGCGGGACCCUCUACUGCCGCCUCUGCUGGCAGGACAUGGGCCAGCGGUGCUUCGCCUGCGACCCCAACGCCGUCCUCUCCGACGACGACAGCGACAGCGACGCCUCCGGGGGAUACGCCGAUUAGACCCAUUAAAAGCCUGCUUUGCUCAA
This is a messenger RNA of Anolis carolinensis (green anole), 6822 nucleotides long. RefSeq names its product DC-STAMP domain containing 1 (gene dcst1). The record is from RefSeq and is a predicted model, not a curated record. NCBI's taxonomy places the organism in Eukaryota, Metazoa, Chordata, Lepidosauria, Squamata, Anolidae. Bases 4700 to 6796 code for a protein of 698 amino acids. The transcript has 16 exons. Gene Ontology annotation, cellular component: membrane.